Messenger RNA from Hyaena hyaena (striped hyena), 4214 nucleotides. It is a transcript of the gene TP53BP2, whose product is annotated as tumor protein p53 binding protein 2. Gene Ontology annotation, cellular component: nucleus. Gene Ontology annotation, biological process: regulation of apoptotic process. NCBI's taxonomy places the organism in Eukaryota, Metazoa, Chordata, Mammalia, Carnivora, Hyaenidae. The transcript is spliced from 18 exons. The record is from RefSeq and is a predicted model, not a curated record. Gene Ontology annotation, molecular function: p53 binding. The coding region runs from base 179 to 3574 and encodes 1131 amino acids.
CGGGGGGUGGGCCUUGGGCUCGGUGGCGCCCCCGCCCGCGGGGAGGGCUUUGCCGACCGCCGACGCCGCGGACGCUUUGCCUCGCAACAGGUCGGCCGCCUUCCGGGAGCCUCGCCCUGCGCCGCCGCCCCCCGUUCCCGAGACCCGGGCGCCCCGCUCGGCUCGGGCCGCGGAUCUCAUGCGGUUCGGGUCCAACAUGAUGCCGAUGUUCCUCACCGUGUUCCUCAGCGACAAUGAGCAGCACUUCACUGAGGUCCCUGUGACCCCCGAGACCACGUGCAGAGAUGUGGUGGACCUGUGCAAAGAACCUGGCGAGAGCGAGUGCCAUCUGGCCGAAGUGCGCUGCGGCUCUGAGCGUCCAGUGGCCAAUAACGAGCGGAUGUUUGAUGUUCUGCAGCGGUUUGGAAGUCAGAGGAACGAAGUUCGUUUCUUCCUUCGUCACGAACGCCCCCCCAGCAGGGACACAGUGAGUGGACCCAGGUCUCAGGAUCCAAGUUUAAGAAGAAACGGUGUAAAAGUUCCCGGUGAGCAUCGAAGGAAGGAGAAUGGUGUGAGCAGCCCCAGGAUGGACCUGACUCUGGCCGAGCUGCAGGAGAUGGCGUCUCGUCAGCAGCAGCAGAUCGAGGCCCAGCAGCAGAUGCUGGCCACCAAGGAGCAGCGCUUGAAGUUCCUGAAGCAGCAGGACGAGCGGCAGCAGCAGCAGGCGGCCGAGCAGGAGAAGCUGCAGAGGCUGAGGGAGGUGGCCGAGAGCCAGGAGGCGAAGCUGAAGAAGGUGCGGGCGCUGCGCGGCCACGUGGAGCAGAAGAGGCUGCGGAACGGCCGGCUCGUGGAGGAGAUCGAGCAGAUGAAUAGCCUGUUCCAGCAGAAGCAGCGGGAGCUCGUUCUGGCCGUGUCCCGCGUGGAGGAGCUGAGCAGGCAGCUGGAGGUGCUCAAGAAUGGCCGGCUGGACGGCCGCCACGACAGCAGGUCUGCUGCGGCCGAGCUCGACCGCCUCUACAAGGAGCUACAGCUACGGAACAGACUGAAUCAGGAGCAGAAUGCCAAGCUGCAGCAGCAGCGGGAGUGUCUGAACAAGCGCAACUCAGAGGUGGCCGUCAUGGACAAGCGUGUCAACGAGCUGCGGGACCGGCUGUGGAAGAAGAAGGCGGCACUGCAGCACAAGGAGGGCCCCCCGGUUUCGUCUGACGGAGCCCUGCCUCCGCAGGGGCUGCCACCACCCAGUCGCGUGGCCGCCGUGGGCCCCUACAUCCAGUCGUCCACGAUGCCCCGUGUCCCCUCGAGGCCAGAACUCGUGGUGAAGCCCGCUCUGCCGGACGGCCCCAUGGCCCUGCAGGCCUCGGAGGGGCAGCUCCGAGUGCGCACGCUGCCCACCCCGCGGUCCGCUGCUGCCCAGAACAAAGGCUCUAAAAUCCAUCCCCUCGGCCCUGACUGGAGCCCCCCAAGUGCAGACGUCACUGCGAGCCAGCCCUCUGGGCCUGCACCUGCCAGCUCUGGGCGGGCCCCGGACCAAGUGGAUGAUGGAGAGGUUCCCCUGAGAGAGAAGGAGAAGAAAGUUCGCCCCUUUUCCAUGUUGGAUUCAGUGGACCAGUCAGCCGGCCCGGCCCCCUGUGGGGCCCUGAGGAAAAACCAGAGCAGCGAGGACAUCUUGCGGGAUGCUCAGGCUGCAAAUAAAAAUGUGGCAAAAGUACCGCCUCCCGUUCCAUCAAAACCAAAACAGAUUAAUUUGCCUUAUUUUGGGCAAACUAAUCCGUCACCACCAGACGUUAAGCCAGAUGGAAGCCCUCAGCAGUCAGCCGCAGUGCUCGGAUCAGUGGGAAAUAAACCGAAAACCUCAGGACAGCAGAGGGGCCUGUUGUCGCCCGGCGCGUCUUCCGCUGGCCAGGGCCCGGCCCUCGCUCCAGCUUGUAAGCAGGAAAGUCCGCCUGCGGCUGCUGUGCGGCCCUUCACUCCACAGCCUUCCAAGGAUGCCCCUCCUCCGCCCUUCAGGAAGCCCCAGACCGUGGCCGCGAGCUCCAUAUACUCCAUGUACACGCAGCACCAGGCGCCCGGGAAGAACUUCCAGCAGGCGGUGCAGAGCGCGCUGACCAAGACCCAUUCCAGAGGCCCGCACUUCUCGAGCGUCUACGGCAAGCCCGUGCUGGCCGCCGCGCAGAGCCAGCAGCAGCCCGAGAACGUGUACUCCGGCAGCCCGGCUGAGCCCGGCAGUCCUGAGCCAGAGCCGGAGCCUGGGGCACCAGUGCAUGAGAACCAUGAGAACGAACGAAUUCCUCGACCGCUCAGCCCCACCAAAUUAUUGCCAUUCCUGUCCAACCCCUACCGGAACCAGAGCGACGCUGACUUGGAAGCCCUGCGGAAGAAACUGUCUAACGCCCCACGGCCACUAAAGAAGCGGAGCUCCAUCACAGAGCCAGAGGGGCCAAAUGGGCCGAAUAUCCAGAAGCUCUUGUACCAGAGGACCACCAUUGCUGCCAUGGAGACCAUCUCUGUCCCCUCGUAUCCGUCUAAGCCGACUCCGGGGGCUGCCGACUCGGAGGGCCCAGGAGAAAUCCAGAACCCGUACUUGCACGUGGAGCCAGAGAAGGAGGCGGUCUCUGUGGCCCCCGAACCAGUGUCCCCAGAGGAAGUGGGGGGCGCCGGCUCAGAGAGCAGUGACACGCCAGUCCCUUCCCCGGGCCCCGACUGUGUGCCCGAAGGAGUCCCAGACAGCAGCCUGCGUUUCCACAGCUGCGCGGAGGACCCUAGCGCUGAGGCUCCGCACCCACUGGAGGUGUACCUGGAGGAGUACCCUCCGUACCCGCCCCCACCCUACCCAUCCGGGGAGCCCGAGGGGCCCGGAGACGACGCUGGCAGCCUGCGUCCCCCUGAGAUCACGGGGCAGGUCUCUCUCCCUCCCGGCAAAAGGACGAACCUGCGUAAAACUGGCUCAGACAGGAUCGCCCACAGCAUGAGGGUGAAGUUCAACCCCCUCGCACUGCUCCUGGACUCCUCUCUGGAGGGGGAGUUUGACCUUGUGCAGAGGAUUAUCUAUGAGGUUGAAGACCCAAGCCUGCCCAACGAUGAGGGCAUCACUGCCCUUCACAAUGCCGUGUGCGCGGGCCACACCGAAAUCGUGAAGUUCCUGGUGCAGUUCGGUGUGAAUGUAAAUGCCGCAGACAGCGACGGAUGGACACCGCUGCACUGCGCCGCCUCCUGCAACAACGUGCAGGUGUGUAAGUUCCUGGUGGAGUCCGGAGCCGCCGUGUUUGCCACCACCUACAGCGACAUGCAGACCGCGGCCGACAAGUGCGAGGAGAUGGAGGAGGGCUACACGCAGUGCUCGCAGUUCCUCUAUGGAGUGCAGGAGAAGAUGGGCAUCAUGAACAGAGGGGUCCUGUACGCACUGUGGGACUACGAGCCUCAGCACAGUGACGAGCUGCCCCUGCGGGAGGGUGACUGCAUGGCGGUGCUGCGCCGGGAGGACGAGGAGGAGACCGAGUGGUGGUGGGCGCGCCUGCAGGACCGGGAAGGCUACGUGCCGCGCAACUUGCUGGGGCUGUACCCGAGGAUUAAGCCCAGACAGAGGAGCUUGGCCUGAAACUGCAGUUUUCGUUUCUGAAGAAUUAUUCUCUUAUGAGUAAGAAGUGACGUGGUUGUUUUUGGCAAACAUUUCACAAGACUUUGCUGACAACGUCACUUGAAAGCAACGUGGAAUGUUCUGGAGGGAGAUGAAGGAUUGGAGUUGGCUCUCCGAAUGGGACGCUCGGCGUGAUGAGCUGGCUGUUCUGUGCCGGGGAAGCGUGUGCCACAGAGCAGAGGACAGACGGACAGUGACGUCCCUUUUGGCUCAAGACAGAAGUAGGGCUUCUCUGUGGGCUCUGUGUCCCGCUGGCUCGGUAUUUGUCAGCGUGUCCCUUGCACCUGCCUCACCGGGAAGGACCAGAGCCGUGGGGACAGAGGGGCCGUCCCUGCAGAACCACGAGUGGGCAGGUGUGGGCGGUCCUUCGUGGUAGGAGUUUGUAGCAUCUUCGGGGUCACGCAUGUGAAAAGCACUGGCCCUGAGCUGCGGCACAGCUCACUAGAUGUAGCAUCUGGUUUUUAGGGGGAGUUUGAAUCUAUAUUUAUUGUUUUUUGUAUUCUGGAAAUUGGAGACUUGCUAUAUACUUACCCAUGAAAUUUGUCAAGAUCAUAGCUGACCUUAAAAACAAUUGUAAUGAAAUUAAACUUUUUGAAUCCAA